AUGGAUGUGUUGCUUGUUCUAAAACAAAAUCUAACCGAGUUUUUGCGCUCCGAAGGCUACCCAUCAGGGUUUGCUAUCAAAUUUCUCGAUCGAAACCUCGGCCAAGCGGGGGACGUGCUGAUUAAGCACGGAAGCGUCACGGAGCUGCUGCUGAACGUGAAUCGACUGCUGCAGGAAAGUAUCGAGUGGCCGAUGCCGAUUGAGCGCGUUUCGCUCGCCGGCAACGCUGCACAAAUUUGGUUCCAGCGAGCCGUAGCCUAUCGCUGGGGCAUAAAAUGGCGCCAAAGUGGCGAACACGCGCAAUCCGACGCUACCGUACGACCAACAAUCUGCCUCAACGAAUCACUCAACGACCACGAACCGCCGCUCUCGAUGAGGGAAUUUCGUGAAAACGCGUUGAGAAAAGUUCUCAGGAAUUGCUUCAUCCACAACGGGUACCAGCUGGUAGCGGAGCAGGAUCUGAAGCAGGACAACGUAACGCAGGCCAACGUAACGCAGAUCGACAUAGUUCAUAGGAUAAAUAAAAUGAAACGUACAACCGAGUGCGGGGAGCGGAAAAUUGAGAUCCUGUGCGGCCCGGUCCUGCUCGGUCCGGAUAUACCCGACGCGGCACAGUACAUCGCUCGGCGCUCCAACGAUAUGCAGCUGAUCGCGCAACACAAGUAUGGCUUAGGUCGGCAUCAAGUGGACAAACUACAACCCACCAUCGCUAGCUUGGGGCGUUCGGCGGCCAUCGUUGAUGUGCUCCAGUCAAGGCAUUCCAAUACGAUUGAUAUGCGCCACGGGACGGCCGGCAGUGCUUUGCAGUCGUCCAGCAAGGGAGCGUCUUUCAUACUGUACAACUACGCUCGGUUGGCCGCGCUGUUCACGAAGUACGCGCGAUUCCAGCAAAUCAACGGCUACCCGGAACUGCCUCCGAUUGACGAGGUCGAUUUCACGUUGCUCACCGAGCCGGAGGAAUGGCAACUGUUCUACGUGUACGUCAUCGGACUUCCGGCCAUUUUGCGAUACACGCUCGGCAACGGCCAGCUGGAAAACCUCGGACCGCACCGGUUGCUGGAGUUUACGACGAGGCUGGUUUCUUGCCUUAGCAAAUACUACCGCCAAACGCGCAUCAUAACCGAGAAUCGGCCGAAACUGCUUCCGGUCAUGAUGGCCCGGAUGCAUCUGCUGAGAAGCGUGUACGACACACUGGACAUUUUGCUGCAACUCAUUGACUUGGAACCGGUCCGGGAAAUGUAAAACAUGUACAUUCUAAACGAUU
Molecule: messenger RNA, 1264 nt
Organism: Anopheles cruzii
Lineage: Eukaryota; Metazoa; Arthropoda; Insecta; Diptera; Culicidae
Product: DALR anticodon-binding domain-containing protein 3
Exons: 1
Coding region: 1-1242 (413 amino acids)
Biological process (GO): arginyl-tRNA aminoacylation; tRNA C3-cytosine methylation
Molecular function (GO): ATP binding; arginine-tRNA ligase activity; tRNA binding
Source: RefSeq, a predicted model, not a curated record